AGACCAAGAACUAGGAGUACUAUCACAAUUUGGAACUUACCUGAUUCAGUCCUUGUGCACAUACUCAAGGGAAUGCAUAUAUGUGAUAUAUUGUCUUUCAGAUCAGUGAGUUUUGGUUAAAAGUUCAAAUAAAAAAAACUUUUAAGCUGAACUGGUGUAGAAGAAAAGUAUUACAGUCCUUGAAGUUUUUGCUUUGGUUAUUUAACUUUAUAACUCUCCUAAUACCAAAAUGCUAAUUUUUACAAAAGAUUAUCCUUUGUUAUAGGUGAAUAAAUAUGAUUACCACUUAAUAUUAUUAUAUUAGAUUUUGCAUGCUUAAAUAUUUAUUUAUAUUCAGGUCCAUCCAAACCUCCGUGAUAUUAUUGAUAAUAACAGCAGUUUAUGGAUUCAUAUGUCAUUUGCUGACUCUUGGCCCAGUGAAGGCAAUCUCUGCCAUUUCGUCAAGUAAGAGUUAUAGUUAAAAGAAAUUUUGGACUUUUGAUUACAAGUUACAAAAUUAGAUAGAAUUAAUUUAUUUUCUGUAAAAUUAUUUCAGUCCAUUUUCCACCUUUUAUAUUCAUGAAUUCUUUAUAUUGAAUGAAUAAAUACUUUCUUUUAUUUUUUAUUAGAGCGGCUGAAAAAAGAAACAUAGAAGCAGCAAUCAAACUGGCUGUUGCAUAUCUUUACAAGGAGGGCUGUAAGUUUUAAAAUUAAAGAAAAAUUAUCAUUCGUAACUUUGCUUUACUGUUCACUAUUUUUCAAAUUUGAAUAAACCCUGUAUAUUAUCAUUGAAGUCAGGGUUGUAUAUUUAAAAUUAAUUGUUAAAAUAUUAGUUGAAGCAUUGCAUUUGUGAACUAUAUUAAACCUUUGGAAUAAUAAGAUAACUAAUUUUUUUAUAAAAAAUUUAAAUUUUUUUUUUUUUUUCUUUUUUAUAUUUAAAAAAAAAAAAAACAGUAGUCAAAGAUGAUAUUUCUAAAUCAAGCAUAGAGGCUGCCAAAUUUCUUUGCUUGGCUGAACAUUUGACACCAAAUACAUUCCCAUUUUUCUGGAUAUUUAUUCGUCCACCUUGGUCUCCUGAUGGGUCAUGCUCCAAAGUUCAAACAUUUCAACAUAUCAAAGAUUUACUAAUGCAGGUAAUUUGUUUUUUUAGAUUGGAAAAGGCAGAAAAAAAAUUUUGAAUACAUUUGUAAAAAAAACCAAAAACAAUUGGAAGUAUUUGUUUUAGAGUGCUACAAGUAUUGCAGGCAACAUUUUAUUGAGAAUAAUAUUAAACAGAACUCACUGACAGAACCUCCAUUUGGUAUAUGAGUAGAUCUCUCCAGAAAAAUGUUAAGAUUGACAUACGUUCAUUUUAUAUCAUUAGUGAUCUUCUUAAGCCAUUGAUCCUUUUUUUGAAGGUAUCAAAGGUACUAUCCAAUUUUGAAAGUAUAUCACCAUAGAUUAGACAAUAUGGUCAUAUGGGAUGGACCAAUAUCCAAGAACAUUAUAAAUAGGCGGCCUUUCAUUGUCUGAUACAAUGAUGUAUGCAAGAAAGACCUGUUGUCAACAAACAAUGAUACAAGAAUUUCAGCUAGGAUAGUUCUGAAUUGAGACAUGCCCGCUUGUUUUCUUGUGAUAAUCUGCAGAAAGAGUUUAGGAGAUGAAGAGAAUCUAAAAAACAAUCUGUUCUGUCACCAAACCAUCAAUUAAUGUUAAAGCUGUAAGAAAGUUGUGUAUUGGGAACGACCAAUGGAGUUACGAGAAAAAUUGACACUGGGGAUUUAGAUGGAUUCCAUUGUCUUUCAAAACUACUUAAGAAUAAAAAUAUGUGUAACUGAUAUUAUUCCCCCCCUUCCCUUAGACGGAGAGCCCUGAUCUUGCAUUUGGUGUUGCAUUGACACUCAAACUACAGAGACUUUCAUCGCUAGAAGACUCUAAAUCGGAAGAGGAAAAAUAUUUCAAGUUGGCAGUGGCACAAAAAUCUUAUGCUGCUGCAUUUUUCUGCAUGUUAGAUAAUAUUACAGAUGAGGUAAAAAAAAAAAAAAAAAAUUUUAAUUAAAAACUAUAUUUAACCAGACUUGUAUAUUUGUUAUUCCCAAUAGUUUGUAUUUUUUUAAUUUUUUUUUUUUUAGCUGCUGAAUUUUUCUGCAUGUUAGAUAAAAUUAAAGAUGAGGUAAAAAAAAAAAAAAAAAAAUUUUAAUUAAAAACUAUAGUUAACCAGACUUGUAUAUUUGUUAUUCCCCAUAGUUUGUCUUGUCUUAAAUUUAUUUUAUCUAAUGGAAACAGCUUCAAUGAGAUGUUUUACCCCAUUUUUAAAGUUUAAAAAAAUUAUUUUAAGGAACAUAAAGUUUAGUGAGAAAUCCAGUGAGACUUUUAAAUAUCUUUUUUUUUUUUGUAUGUGUUUAGCCAGAUAAAGCCAAAGAUUUGGAAAGAAUAAGACUUCUUAGACGAAUAGCUUCUGGAAAUGUCCUUGAAGCCAAACUAAAUCUCAUAAGAUAUUACACUCAAGGUGAAUAUGGUGGCAUCUCUAGAAAAAUGGCACUCGAGUUUGUGCAUGAAUUCUUUGGUACAUCAAAACCCUCUGGAAUUCACCUUACGUUUAAUGGUGGGCGCACUUCAGACAUUAGGUAGGAUUGAUUGUCUAGUUUUUUUAAUGCCUUAAACCAGCGUUUCCCAGACUUUAACGGACCUGUGGACAAGAUUCCAAAUUUCACUAGUUACCAGGGCCAGGUUCAUUAAUUAUAUUUUCUUAUUUGAACUUAAAUAUUCAUGUUGGGCAGACAAGCAACGUAAGGACAGUGGACUUGUAUUUGGGGAACGCUGCCUUAAGCUACCGGUUAAUCAUUGCAUGAACUAUGUCAUAUGUUAAAAUUUUAUUGAAUUCAAUUUUUUUUUUAAAUCGAUGUGUAUUCUUUUAUCCUUUAAAAAGCUUUUUUAUAAAUAUAUUGUUGUGGAAGUUGACUUUGCUUUUAAAUUGGGUUGCGACUCUUAAAAGGUUGGGUACCUGUGUCAAUGCCAUUAAUUUUUUUUUAAAGUUAAACAAGUCAUGCAUGGGGUACAUUUUGGUAUUAUAACGGAAUUGUAUGCUAAAUUGAUGAUAGUACCAUUAAAAUUGUAUACGUUUUAUAAUAUGGCUUAUUUUUAUAUAAAGCUCACCACCUUCAUUUUACAUUUCCUCCCAAUGUUUUCAGCCGCUACAUUCUAGUGGACUGGCUGGUGGAGGUUGUGGGUAUGAAAGAUUUCUCAGCUCAUACAUUAUAUUUGGCAGUUAGCAUGUUUGACCGAUUUCUACAAGUUAGGAGGGUCCAGCGUAGCCAGGUUCAAUUGCUAGGUGUUGCUGCCAUGGUUGUCAGUUCACGGUAAGACAUAUCAUUGAGAACUCAUCCUUGUAUUAUUAGACUUAAUUAUGGAUAAGAAAUACAGUUUAUCAAGUAAUUUCAAGGCCAAAACAACAAAUGAAAACAUUUUUUAAUAUUUUUAAGGUGUAGCUGUUAUGUCAUUUGGAUUCCAUUUCAGCUUUCUUGGCUUUGAUAUACUGACCAUUAAAGAAGCUGCCUGGCUGACGGACAACAGCUAUACAUAUCAUGAUGUGGUGAGGAUGAUGGGAGAAUUGGUGGCAGCUUUGAAUGGGAACUUAAGAGUGAGUAUUCAAUCUUGCAGUAUUCAAUGCUCUAGAACUAGAAUAAAUUAUGCAGUUUGUAUGCUUGUGUGUUUGUAUGUUUUUAUAGUUAUUUUUAAAUCAAAACUUUGUCUGGCAGGUCUUGACUAUCCAAGAUUACAUCAAGGUUCUUGUCUCCAUUGUGGGAGAGGUGGGCUACUCAGCUAUGUUGAUUGAAUACAUUGCUAUGUUGUGCCUUCUACAAUCAGAAAUGGGACAGUAUAGCCCUGCGGAGAUAGCAGCAUCUUGUUUAUUAUUGUCUCGACUACUGCUUAACCAUGGUAUGUUGUUUUGAACAGCUAGGUUUUGGCAUUCAGAUUAGAUUGUGUUCAAUUUUAAAUUUACAAUCUAUUGUAUUUGUAUUGUCUCUUCCAGCCCGGCAUUAAACUUUUAUGCAUUGCUGAUGUAAUCUUUUACAUAUAUUGUUGUUUCAGCUGACCCAUGGCCAGCUUUAGUACAGGAGUGGACAGGUUUUAGUCAAGAUUCAUUGAGUCUCUGCACUUUUCACAUUUAUAACAAAUGGUAAACUCAUUUUUUUUUUUAAUCUUAAGAGUAUUAACAAUUAAUGAAUAUUUGGUGUUUGCUAAGUGAGAAUAUUUGAUUGGAAAAUUUAACUAUGUUUCAAUAUUUGUAUCUUAUUUCGAAUGUGAUAUCAAUAAAUUACUGGGAUGUAAAAAUCUAUACCACUUUUUUAAAGAAAUUUUUUUUAAAAUAUCACCUAGUUUAUUGGAAGGAUCAGAAGUUGAUUACAGAGAAACAAAGCUACAAUCUGUGAAAAUUAGAUAUGCAGACAGCAAUCGAUUUUCAGUUAGCAACAUUGAGGUGAGUAAUUAAAGAAAAAGAAAAAAAAACCUGUGAAUUGUUUGAGUGGCAUUAUCAUUUGAAGUAAAUAAUCUCUACUUUUCUUUUAAAUUGCUGAUUGUCACCAUGUUGUUGAAACAAAUGGAAUUUAUUUAUGAAGUGAUGAAUUGUUUGAAAAUUAAGAAAGAUUUUUAAAAAAUUAAGAAACUAUGAGAGCCUUCAAACUUUUAAUUGAAAGAGUUGAGAAUCCCAAGGAAAUAGCACAACUUUUUCAAAGCUUUUAAUCAGUGUUGUAUUUCAAUAUUGUUGGCACUUUUUACUAUUUCAUAUAUUUUUUUUUUUUUUUGUUUGUUUUUUUUUUGUUGAAAGUUUUUUUUGGAGAAUUUCGUCACAUUCCCAUGUAAAGUUCAUAAAAAUUUUUAAUAGUUCUAUUUUUUUUUUUUUUUUUUUUUUUUUUUUUUUUUUAUUUUUUUGUCUUUUUUUUUUUUUUUAUAUUUUUUUUUUUUUUUUUUGUUUGUUUUUUUUUUGUUGAAAGUCUUGUUUGGAGAAUUUCGUCACAUUCCCAUGUAAAGAUCAUAAACAUUUUUAUCAUACAUUUGAUCACUUUUAUGAUUCACAUUGUAACAUUUUGUAAUCAGGUUAUUGGUCAUAAAGAAUUAUGUCGCCGACUUGGAGUAACCAAACUUGUCAGUCACGGGAAAGACAGUAAAGCCAUCAAGUUUAGAAACACUGAUGAACUGAUCAUGUCUCCUCGACGCAAAAUGGGUCCUGAUUACAACUGCGAUCUGGGUCUGUCCUUUGAUGAAGAGAAAGUGGACAGGAUUAAUGCAGCAACUCCCCCAAUAAAAAAGGUUUAUGCCCUGGAUGAAGGGAUUAGUGGCUAUGAUGGGGAUUUAGAGGAUGAUUCAGAUGGUUAGUAUUUUUUCAUUUAGAAUUAAUCUCAUUUUUGUAUAAUUGAAAUGGACUGUGAUUUAUUUGAUGCAAAAUUUUAAUAAAAAUUGUAAUUUUCAGUAGCAUUCUUUGAAUAUUUUGAAAUAAAUUUUUUGUGAUUAAUUGUUUAUGUUUAUUAAGUGUAAAAAUGACAUACUUUUUCAUUGUGAUAGAUUUGUCAACUUGAUUUUGAUUAAAUUAUCAACCGGGAGAAACUUAAUACUAUUUAUGAUUCAGACUGAAGUUUUUUCAUUUUAAAAAUAUAUGAUAUUAAGUUUUCCUUCAAAAUAAAGAAAGAUGCUUACUUUUAGUGAAUCUGGUUUUUAAAGUUGUAGAUACAGACCAUUAAAUUCCUAUUUUAUUCUUUAAUUAAAUUGAAGAAUAAAUAAUGCAUUACAUUUUUAAAAGACCUAUUUUAGCUGGGUUUUUUUUUAACGAUUCAUUAAAGCAUAUAUUCUCUGAAAUAUUUUGGAAACCUGAAAGUUGUGCGAAGGGUUUUUGACGAUACAGUCUUUCUAUUAUCAAAAAAACUCUAGGUCUUGAUGAUCUUUUUUAAAAUGAAUGCAUCUUUUAUUAUUUGAUUUCAAAUUCGUUCCAAGCAGAUCCAGGCAAAAAUCUGAAUCAGAUAUUAAUAACGAAAAAUUUUAUGGAAAUUUUUUUUUCCCCCAUCCAUUGUCAGUUCUAAACAUAAGGUUAGUCUUUUCAGUUAGUCUAUUUUAGGUCUAUAAUUUUAUUUCUAAUGAUAUGGCUACUUAGAGUUAACUUCUUAUGAGGAUGUUUUAUUCAAGAGCUUCUCCACAUAGCAAGCACUGGUAAUUUGUGGUCAAAAAUAAUUUGUUUAGUUUAAAUAAUCAUCAGUUGAAUGGUUUAACAUUUUUCGGUUUAAGUUUCUCUUCAGAUAAUUUUCUUGUUGAUUUGAUUUUAAGAAUCUGACCUAUUAAAAAAAAAUGCUUCAUUUGUAGAUGAAAUUUCAGCUCUGUUAUUGUUUAAGUACAUCUGAAUAGCUAUCAAAUUAGCUAUUGAUGUCAGAUAGAGUAUAAUGUAAUGGCUAAAAGUCUCAAUAAAAUUUAAACUUGUUUUUAUUAAAUUUAGUUUAUAACUAAGAUAAAAGGAAGAAAAGCUCCACCAAGCAAUGUAUUUAUAUUUCUUUGUAUAUUUAAUUGAUUGUGAUAGAAUAAGUUAAAUUUUCUUUUUUUUGUGUAAAGAACUGUUUAUUACUAUAAAUAAAAACCUAUUACAAAAUGAACUUUUUUGGGCUCCUUAUUAACUUUUUCUGGUUAAAUUUAAUUAACUGAUUUAAAUUGCUGCUGUUUUAUUUACACUAACAAUUUUAGUACACUGUGCAAUGAAACCUGGAAUUAACUGACCUUGAAAUGCCCCAUGGCAUAGGCUCACCCAAGCACAGAAGAUAUUUUUAACAGUGGCUGAAUGUGUAAAUAGCACAAACUUUCCCUUUGGUCCCAACGGUUUGCGUUAUUUCCAGCUUUCACUGUUCUUUCAAUAAUUCUAAUUUUUUUUAACCCAGGAUAAAUUACUUAACAAAUGAUGAAAAAUGAAGGGAAAAUUUUAUCAACCAAGUAAUAGAAUAUUGUGAAUUUUUAUAUCCCCCAAUGCUUUGUAUAAGAUUUAUAAAUAUUCCUGUAUCACUCAAUAGAAUACAAAUACAGGUUGUUUUUAAUAUUAUUCAAAACAUUUUCAGAGCUUAAGCCAACUCUUAUGCAUCAUUAAAUUAAGAUUUACAGUGUAAAAUAUUUUUUAUUAUAAUAAAAUUAGGUCGAUAUUCAACAGUUUCAGGAAUGUUUAUAAAUUUAUUUUUUUUUAUCUUCUCAGAGUCUUUCAGUGACAAAUCGGAUGUGCUGUAUGAAUUGAAUGAAGACGACUCUGAUUUAGACAGAUCCAAUAUAGCAGACAGCUCUGAAUACAGCAAGGAUGGGGAGGAUGAGGCCAACGCUGUGGAUGUCAUUUCGGACACAGAAAUGAUUUGUGGUACCAACAUGUUCAAGUGCUUGCAAAUUGACGAGGAAGCUCAUAAUGUUUCAGCCAGUAAGAUCACAUGUUUAUCCAGCAUGUGCCAGUCUGGCACCAACAUGACAUGCCACUCUGCUUAUGCUUCACCUUCAUCAUGCAUAUCCAACUGUUCAUGUAAGAAAACGUACACUUCGGAUGCUUCGCAUUCUGAGAAAAGUCCUGGAUUAACCUCUUCUGGCUUGUCUUCCUCAUCACCAUCAUUGUUCUUUCCGUCAAGAACUUCUUCCCCUUUGUCAAAGUCAUUUCCUCAACAGAGUGAUAUUAAUGUGCAAAAUGUGCGUGUUUGCCUCCCUUGCGGAAGUAUUCAGUCAGUCUCAAAAGUUUCCAAAAAAAAUAAACAAAGCCCUUGUCCCAACAGCUGUGAUACGUUGCCCCUGGGGCAGGAUAAAUUGUCAGUGAUUGAAAAAAAUGCACCACAGUUUUUUUCACUGCGUAAGACAAAGUCUUCUCAUGAGCUGGCUACUUGUUCCCAGCCUAACAAACAUGAGGCGGUGAAUCAAGAAAGGAAUUUAAAAAGCAAAAAUGUAUGUCUGGAGGUCAAUGAAUAUGACAACAAUGAAACAUAUGAUGCUAUUGAUUGUAAAAUACUUUCAUUUAAUACCCAUGGUGAUGUUUCAAAUAAAACUCAGUUGCUUCCUCCUCCAAUGCAUUCUCAUGAUUAUAAAGGCAGCAACAGCAGCCCAUUAUCGUCAUCAGCAUCAUCAUUUCAAGAUUAUCAGAUUCACCAUGGAUUAGAAUAUUUAUACCAUGAAUCUUCUCCAAGUCCAAGCAGCUCCUAUGUCUUGGUGAAUCAGACACCAGGAGCUCUGCCAACAAGGAGACAAGGCACUGCCUCAUACCGCCAGCAGCAGAAGCCGUUUUAUGGCCAGGAGCAUGACAAUAUGCUUGUACCGGCAACGCCAGAAUCUGCGCCCGACUCUCAUCUAACGAGGGCUGGUGGGGCGAUGCAUGAAAAUUUCCAUGGCUCCAACAGUAGUUUGGGAUAUGUGCUCAAGAAGGCCAGGUUAGAUUACUCAUACUCUUUUAAACCACCUGGAGAUCAUGCUGAUGAAAAGCUAAGCCAAGACUUACAAACUAAUCAUUGUGAUAAGACAAGUUUUUCUGUAUCACCAAAUGGUGAAGAUCAACAACAUAAUGCUAGCAUCAAACCUCUGUUGCGGAGAAAAAGGAAAAGUUGUAUUUAGAGAUUCUUUAAAAAAUACAAUCACGUCUCCUCAAUGUAAUAUACUGUAAAGUGAAAGAAUUAUUUUAUAUUAUUUAGCAUAGACUUGUCAAAUUAUAUAUAAGUGUGUAAUUAACAUGAUUGAAGUGUGUAAUUAACAUGAUUGAUUACUCAGAUUUGGAGUAUUCCCAUAGGAGCCUAUAAAAGUAUUGUAUGAUGCAUGAAAAAGUGAUCGUCAUACAUAAUAUUUAAGUGAAUAUUUUGACUUCCAUGUGAUUUCAUUUAUUUAAUAAGUGUGAUUGUGACAAAUGUAUGAAUUUAUUAAAUGCUUUUUGAGAUAUGAAUUCUGUACGAUAUUGUAAAAAAUUUCAUAACUGGUCUCAGUUUCCUCUCUUUACCAUUGUUGCAGACACUUUAAGUUAAACAAAUUAUUUUUUUUAGCAGAUAUUAAUUAAUUUUAGCUUUGUAAAUAUGAUCCCAGGUGAACUUGGUAGUCUGAAUAAAAAUGGCUUGGAAGUUCAUGACAUUUCUUCAACCGGGUCAUCAUGCAUCCCUUUAACUAAAUAUCUUGCCACUUUUCUGUUAAUUGUAGUGUUUAUUUUAUGUUAACUGUGUACUGGUAUCAAAUUAACAGGUACAUAAUUGGACGUGAAUUGUUCCCCAUCUCAGAUAUAAAUAAAAGCUGAUGUCCCCAUAAACUUGUAACUGCAUACACUUUAGUUUAAUCUUGUGACUACAUCACAUCACCCUCAUAAGAUGUUCACAAUGUUAUAAAUGGAAUAUACCAAGCAUUCUGAAAUUUUUUUUUAACAAGGUCACACCCCUUAAUAUUCAAAUGUGUAAUAAUAAAAAAAAUUACAAGGAAUUAUAGUUUUGUUGAAGGUAACUUUUCCUUAGUAUUAGUUAAAAUAUUAUAGAUUCUAAAAAAACAUGUAAUUAUUUCUGUUAACAUUGCUUAGUCAGUGGCUUUGAAUACUUUUUUGCUCAGCUGUUAAUGUUACAUUGUGGUGUCUGUAAGAUCAUAACAAAGGUCAAUAUUGAUCCUGAAAUGAAACUCUUUUGGAAUAUAAAUCAGUACAGUAUAAGAACUCUAGAAAAGGCUGUGAAAUGAUGAAAACAUGUUCAGAGUUUGUUUCAACUUGUGGACUCCUGAAAGGUCAUAUUCUUUGUUUCAACUUAUGGACUCCUGAAAGGUCAUAUUCUUUGUUUCAACUUGUGGACUCCUGAAAGGUCAUAUUCUUUGUUUCAACUUGUGGACUCCUGAAAGGUCAUAUUCUU
Lymnaea stagnalis (great pond snail) is the source of this 9815-nucleotide messenger RNA. Lineage: Eukaryota; Metazoa; Mollusca; Gastropoda; Lymnaeidae. The record is from the annotation of a GenBank genome assembly.